AGUAGGAAGUAAAGGCGUUUCUUGCCACUACUGUCGCAGCAGUAAUGCAAGCGUCACUUGUUGUGUUGUCACUAAACAUAUGUCCUGAUUAACCAUAACAUUGUGAGAAAACACGUAGUACAAGGUAAGGUAAACAGACACGACGAUCUCAAACUGCACAGCUAGGAACGCAAGCUUGUCUAGCCUCGGUAGCCUAGAUGCUAGCUGGCUAUCAGCUAACUCACUACUGAAUGAUGGUCAAGACUUCAGUACUUGUCGGUCAUGGCUGCGUCGGUGAGUCUGGAUUUGGACCCUGUCUUCUUGAAGGGGUUGGGGUACCUGCACUCCAAGAGCAAAGACUCCGCGGAGAAGCUAAAAGCCCUCCUGGACGAGUCUCUCUCCGGAAGAACCACCGACUCGUCCUACCGAUCUCUACAGAAGGAGGUGGAGCUGUCCAAGCUGUCGGUUUCUAAGAUGAGCAAGCAGGACUCCAAGUCGUCGUCCAGCUCGUCCUCGUCCAGCAGCAGCAGCGGCAGCAGCAAGUCCAGCAGCUCAGACAAGAGCAGGAAGGAGGUGGAGAAGAGGCCUGCUGAGAAGGUGCGAGUGGUGGAGCAGGGCGAGGGGCCUGACCCCCCUAAGAAGCCCCGGGUGGAGAAGCAGGAGAGCAGCUCGUCCCCGGUGACCGUGGCGACCAGCCGGGACCUGCCUCUCGCCCUGCCGGACCUGUCCAGCUUCGACGAGACCAGCGCCGACGAUUUCGCCAUGGAGAUGGGCCUGGCUUGCGUGGUGUGCAGGCAGAUGACGGUGACGUCAGGGAACCAGCUGGUGGAAUGCCAGGAGUGCCACAACCUGUACCACCAGGACUGCCACAAGCCCCAGGUGACGGACAAGGAUGCCAACGACCCCCGGCUCAUCUGGUACUGCGCCCGCUGCACGCGACAGAUCAAACGCAUGGCCCAGAAGACCCAGAAGCCGCCCCAGAAGACGUCCCCCGUGGGGGGGGCCAGUGCCCCCCUGGUGAAGGCGGAGCUGCUGGUGAGGAAGCAGGAGGGGAGGAGCCGGCCGGACACCAGCAGCACCUUCCAGGCCUUCAAACGCUCCGAGGGGAAGCCCUCCACCAGUGUCUCCUCCACCCCCUCCGUCUCCGGCUCCUCCCUCCCCUCCUCCAGCGGUCUGACCGGCUGGGCUGCCUUCGGAGCCAAGACCUCCUCCACCGGGCCCCCUUCCUCCAAACUCCCUCCCCCUUCCUCCUCCUCCUCCACCCCCAGCAGCAGCAGCAAGGCUGCCCCCCCCGGCCCCCCCUCCGGACAGAAGCCAGUGGUACUGUCCGGCCUGGCCGGAGCCAAGUCGUCCCUGGGCAGUACCAAGUUGGGGGGGGGCAGCAGCAACAACGGCUCCGGUUCUGCAUCUGUGCCUCAGAAACCCCCCCCCUCCCUGACGGGGGGCAAGCAGGGGCUGAGCCGCGCCCCCAGCGGGGAGGGGAGGGGGGGCGGGGCCAGCUCUCCCGGCGGGGGGUCCCCGAGCCUGGGGGGGAACGGGGGUGGGGCGAAGGCGGCAGGGGGGGCGGGGGCGGCGGCGGGCGGGGACAAGACACCGACCUCCCAGGAGUCGCAGCUGAACGCUCUGAAACGCCUGCAGAUGGUGAAGAAGAAAGCUGCCCAGAAGAAACUGAAGAAGUGAGGGAGGGGGCGAGAGAGGGAGGGAGGCAGGGAGAGAGGGAGGCAGGGAGAGUGAGAAAGAGACGGAGGGAGGGGAAAACAGAAGGGCAGGGGGGUAGAAAGAGAUGGCUCAAGUUAGAAAGGUUUGCUUAUAAGGUGUAUGUGGAAUUGAUUUAGUAGAUGAACAGAUGGAUGGAUGGAUGGAUGGAUGGUGGGAUGAUCAGAGAGGAACACAGUUGUCAGAAGUCCAGAUGCGUCCAGUGAAGAUAGGGGCACCAGUCCGGUCACAGUGUCGUGUCGAGAGGAAAUACCGUUAACAUGGAAUCAGCCCAGUGGAACUGAAUACUUGAAUUUUUACGUUCACCGUUCGGUCGGCGUGGCAACCGUGUCAGCGGCUCUUCGUUCGACCCAACUGGAUCAUCAAUGUCACGUUUUUUUUACUGACGGAAAAAACUAAUAAAAUGCCUCUAUGAA
Molecule: messenger RNA, 2111 nt
Organism: Osmerus eperlanus (European smelt)
Lineage: Eukaryota; Metazoa; Chordata; Actinopteri; Osmeriformes; Osmeridae
Gene: ints12
Product: integrator complex subunit 12
Exons: 7
Coding region: 262-1659 (465 amino acids)
Biological process (GO): snRNA 3'-end processing
Cellular component (GO): integrator complex
Source: RefSeq, a predicted model, not a curated record